UCCGGCAACUUCCACGUUCCAUAACCCCAUUUUCUCCCCGAUGGCUGGAGGGGCUUUUCCCCCGGUUAGGGGGAACCACUCUGGCAAUAUCAGUGGAGUCAUGGACCAAAGGAAUCUCGGGAGAAGCAAAGAAGCUCACCUACAAAGUCCGAGUGCAGGGGGGCAAGCAAGGCGUAUGGACUGCCAGGAGGAGGAGGCGAAGGAUGGACCAGGAACAUCUACGACACCAACGAAGCUCAGACAAAGACUAAGCGAAGACAUAAAGGAACUGAAGAUCCAAGACGGCGCAGACGACUACAACACGGAAACGUCGGAAGCGACUUCACAACAAGACAGAUCAGAAGGUGGAAGAAAGCAACACAGGGGUACAAAAGCAUCUAUGAAGAGGGAUCGAAGGCAGCUGACAAAGAAUGACGAGCAAACCUGGAUGAAGCAUCUGCCUCCCCUCCUCUUCAUGGCGGCUCAAUUAGGCACCUUUGUCUUGGCGUGGACGAUCUCCCCCGAUGUAACCAUCUUACCAUCGUUGGAAAUCCCAGGCCCUCCUAUGCCCCUGGAAAUAAUCAACCUCAAUCGUCGUAUCUUCGGACGAGACAUAGCGGUAGCCUCGGGCGCUCCGCUCCCGCACCACACAGCACGGCUUUAUGGACGGAAGUACUUUCACUUUGUGCUGCAAUUGUCAAGUCGUGCAAGUUCCAAAAUGCCCUCUGCAUAUGGACGUAUAAACCCUUCUUUGAAGUCGCUUCCAGAGCAAUUGACUCGUCAUUGCCCCAGCCAGGAUCACAAGACCAAGUCCGCCAGCAGGACAAGGGGUCGCUUCCAUAAGGGAGAAGGAGAACAGCACGGGUGCGAAGAAGAUGGUGGCACAGCCAACCAAGCUGGUCCUCAUUUUGCUUCUCGUCCUCUGCGCGCUUUCUACUACCAUGAUCGCCAAUGUCCAGGCAGAGACUAUAACAGUCACCCGACGCUAUAAAAGCGUCAACGAGUGCACGGGCCUUUGCGGCACCUACUGCAAAGAUUACCUGAAGAAGAGUGUCCGCUGCACCCGCAAUUCGAAGUGGAAGUGCCAGGGCACUCGGACCUGCACGUGCACUCUAUGCUAUAGUCGUCGAUAUAAAUUAAUUUCCUGCCCGUUUCCGGAGUGCUGAAACAACAGAGGGGACAACCUAUAGCAUGUCUGCAGCAUGGGGAUGGGGAUAGCCCUGGAUUGUCCCCCCUCCGACACUGAAAAAGACUGGCAGUCCGUAGCAAUCCAUGCUGACAGCACCCUUCCGGUAGUCUGGGUGAUAGCGGUGGGUUGCACUGAGACAGAUAAUUUUUGGGCGUUGCUAACCUCGAUGGUAUGAAGACAUGCAGUGGCUUGGCAUGCUAUUGAAUUUCCCGUUCACUAGACCAACCCCAGCUGCCGGUGAAAAAAUCCGGCUCAUAAAUCAAUAGAUCGUUAUUAUUAUAACUGGUUGUGUUGUGCUAGCCUAGAUAUUUGUGGGACAGUUGGCGGCCCGGGAGUAUUGCGUCGAAGCGAAGCUGGAUAACGAGUCCAGUACUGUAUUUUUCUUCCGUCCGGCGCGCACUGGAAGGUCCCCAUGAAAAGGGAGUCGAGUCCUUUUGCAAUAGGACACGAAGGUUGACAUCGUUUUUAUCAAGAAUUUAAAACAGAGGUGA
This is a messenger RNA of Chara braunii, 1659 nucleotides long. The record is from the annotation of a GenBank genome assembly. NCBI's taxonomy places the organism in Eukaryota, Viridiplantae, Streptophyta, Charophyceae, Charales, Characeae.